AGUGGGCUACCACGCUCUCAGAGUUCUGGAUCGUCGGUGGCCUUGAGGUUCGAAGACGAAUUCCUUUCCAAGCAGGUGAGCAAAAGCAAUCUGUGUCGCAAAUUCCAAGGACUAUGAAUGGGUCGCCAGCUGGUGAGAAAGAAUUUGAAUGUAAUGGAGGAGGGAGGUAUGAUUGUAAAGGCGAUGAACUCUUGGGAAGAAAGAAAACAUUUCCUGAAUGCAUUUGGGAGGGCUUUACGAUAAACAUCAUAGGUGAAAAGGAUGAUUUACCAAUUCAUUUCUGUGACAAAUGUGAUUUGCCUAUUAAAAUCUAUGGACGUAUAAUUCCGUGCAAGCAUGCUUUUUGCUAUGACUGUGCUAAUUUGUACGAAAAAAAAGGAGAUAAGAUAUGUCCAGGCUGUAGUAUUCCUGUGCUGCGAAUUGAGGAGCAUACACGAGGUUCUGUCUUCAUGUGUAGCGCUGGGCAGAAGUGCAGGAAAACUUAUUUGUCUCAAAGAGAGUUAGAAGCUCAUAUGAACUACCACUAUAAGAGAGCUAAAAAACUUGUUACCUAUGCUCCACGUAUGGCUUCACCAACAACCGAAAUCCCUGAGAUGCUGCUAUACAAGGACCAUGUGAGCCAUAUUCCACCAGAGUUGCACAGCAUUAUGUCACCACCUCGGGUGCAGUGUGUAUCACACAAGCGCAGUAACCAGCCACGCGAGGAUCUUCAUGCUCCUCCAGCAGAAUUGCCACCAUGCCUACCUCCUUUGGUCCCUCAGGAACUCAUUAGUGUUUCAACAAGAGAACACAGCAGUUUAAUAAUUGCCCCUAUUCAGGGUGGUGACUCAAAUCCUGGUGCCAAAGAACUAUCACCUCCUGCCUGAGCACCUGCUCACCAUCAUUCUGAACAUCAAAGUCAGCCAGUGGUAUUGCCCCCUUACAUUAUGCCUCCAGAGGAACACGCACUGCCCCCAUCUCCUCCACCACCAGUAAGCAGUCCAAUGUCAUAUUCUCUCCAGGAUUCAAGUACUCCUCAGUUGGUUUGUAGUCAAGUGCCACCUCCACCCAAGACUUCUGAUCCAUCACCAGUAACUUCUUCCCCUGGAUGUAUUAUUGCCCCAGUGCCACCUUAUGUGAAUCCUCCUCCUCCAGGAUCUCUUCUAUCUCAAAAUGAUGGUCCACCUGUAAGUGACUUCCCUUCUAACCGUCAUAAUUCUAACUCUUUACCCCAAUUCACUGAAGAACAGGAAACUCUGAGCCCUCCGUUUACAAAACGGGAUGGAACAAAUCCUGGUAUGCGGCCUCUAUCAAAAGGACUUUCACCUCCUCCACCAACUCAAGGUCCACCCUCCCCAACCCCACUUUCUGGAUCACAUCACUCAGAUCAGACAAGAUAUAGACCAUAUUAA
Hippopotamus amphibius kiboko is the source of this 1391-nucleotide messenger RNA. RefSeq names its product Cbl proto-oncogene like 2 (gene CBLL2). NCBI's taxonomy places the organism in Eukaryota, Metazoa, Chordata, Mammalia, Artiodactyla, Hippopotamidae. The record is from RefSeq and is a predicted model, not a curated record. Gene Ontology annotation, biological process: protein ubiquitination; regulation of cell adhesion. Gene Ontology annotation, molecular function: ubiquitin protein ligase activity.